Messenger RNA from Onychostoma macrolepis, 1355 nucleotides. RefSeq lists its product as uncharacterized. The coding region runs from base 14 to 1225 and encodes 403 amino acids. NCBI's taxonomy places the organism in Eukaryota, Metazoa, Chordata, Actinopteri, Cypriniformes, Cyprinidae. The record is from RefSeq and is a predicted model, not a curated record. The transcript has 6 exons.
AAGCAAAGAGCUUAUGAUUGCAAGUAGGCCCGACUUUGUUACGGAGCUUCUUCCAUCUGCUCAGCGUACGGCUUUGCUGUACCAUCUCUCUUACUUGUGUUUGGCUAAGUUCCCUAAGUUGGAGAGGGAACUCAGAGCACGUGCUACUGAAACUCAGCUUCUCUUUGGGUCCUCUGAAGUUCUUCUGCUGAAGUGUGCUGCCACAAGUAAAAACCUGGUUUCCACACUUUUACCUGGUCUGAAGGCCGCUGUUGAAAAGGAUAAAAGCACUCUGGCCAUUAAGUCCCUGGAAAAAGCAAGAUCAUGGAUCACUGAAAUUGUUGACAAAGUGGAACAGAUGGUAGAAAGAUAUGACAUACACAACAAUAGUGUGGCUUCAUGCACCAGUGAUGUGAUUAAUGAAAAAGAUGAAACAGAAAGUAAAAUAAAAAUAAAUGUUGAGAAGAUAGCAAAACUGAAGAGUGAUGUGACUAAACUUAAGGAGGAACGGAAGAAAAACACUGAAGAAAUUAGCCAAAUUGACAGAACCAUUGCACAGAAAAACCAAGAACUUCAGAAUUAUAUCAAACAAGCUUCUAGAAAACAUAAUCGUCUGGGUUUCAUCACUGCCUUAGUGCCAUUUAUUGGACCCUUAGUCAAUGCGAUUUUUGGUGCUAAAAUUGACCACGGGCUGGCUGCAAACAUACAGGCUCUCUCCAAUGAGUUGUCUCGACUCUCCAAUGAGAAGUCAAACCUGAGGAACAUGGAGUGGAACAUCGACUUCAGGUUGACUGAUUUGCAGCUAAAGUUGGCGAGCAUGAUAAUAGAAAACGAGUCAAUACCUGACCCUGUCCAUCUGAAUGAUGUCCAAACCUGCCUGAGUCAAAUCCAACAAAUUCUGAUUCAGAUUAAACAGUUCUGGGAAACAGUGAGUGUAAUGCUGGAGGCUCUCAAAGAAGAGACUUUUGCUAAUGAGCACUUCAUCGAGGAUAGUGACAUGAAGGAGAUCUUUCUGAACUCUAUCACUACAGCACAACAGCAUUGGAAGGACUUUGGUGAAUCCUGCCUGCAUGCCAGGGACAUCUUUAGCUUGCAGAAAAGGAAUGCAUAUUUGUUCCUGGAGAUCAGCCCAUCUUCACUGUCACCAGAUGAAUGGCAAAAACGGUAUAAUGCUGUCACUAUGGAGCUGAAAAAAAUAAGUCCUGAUCCCUGUGCUCCCAAAGCGACAGCUGCCAUUGCUCAGUAAUGUACAAGCUUAAGAAGCCUUUGCAGUACAAACAGCUUACACACCUAUAAUGUUUUAGGCUAACUGCUCUGAAUAACAUGUUUGUUAUAUCGUAUGUUGUUUUAAAAAUUCUUUAUGUGAGCUAAAUUGU